Molecule: messenger RNA, 378 nt
Organism: Penicillium egyptiacum
Lineage: Eukaryota; Fungi; Ascomycota; Eurotiomycetes; Eurotiales; Aspergillaceae
Source: the annotation of a GenBank genome assembly
AUGCCAAUCACCAAGAAUCUCACCCUGCCAAGCUCGGCGAAAGAGCUGGCAUUAACCCCGGACUCGAAAUUAUUCAUCGCCUUCAUCUCUUCACCAGAUCCGAUUACCAAGCAACCUUGGUGCCCGGACGUACGUGAUGCCUUGCCACAUAUCAAUAAGGCAUUUGCCGGAGAUGAUGCGCCUGAACUAGCUAUUAUCGAGGUUGGACAAAAGCCCGAAUGGAAUAACCCCCAGAAUGUCUACCGAACGACCUGGGGAACUCAAAACAUUCCCGCGCUGGUACGCUAUGAGAAAGUCAAUGGGGAAGUCGCUGAGACAGGGAGAUUGGUGGAAGGAGAAAUUCUCAACAAGGAAAAGCUCCUGGACUUCAUCGUCUAA